Molecule: messenger RNA, 780 nt
Organism: Caenorhabditis elegans
Lineage: Eukaryota; Metazoa; Nematoda; Chromadorea; Rhabditida; Rhabditidae
Gene: ceh-51
Product: Homeobox protein ceh-51
Exons: 2
Coding region: 1-705 (234 amino acids)
Cellular component (GO): nucleus
Molecular function (GO): DNA binding
Source: RefSeq, marked reviewed
AUGUCAUCAUCCAACUAUAAUAUUAAUAACGGCGGUGACUAUUAUCCUUUGUCUUCUUCGAAUCUUAAUUCAACUUCUGCUAUUACUAAUGCUACUGUAAUGGAAUAUUCCACAAUGCCAAGCAGCUCUCCGGGCUCAAUGAGCUCAUCGCCAGCCUAUCCGGCGGCCUAUCAGGCUCCAUCACCGUGCUACGUGGCGGAUCCCAAUCAGCUUUACUAUCAACAACAGCUGGCUCAUAAUGGGAAUGAUAUGUUAGUUCAAGCCCAUGCUCAAGCCUACCAAGCUCAAUGCUUCGCCUGGUUCCAGCAGCAGUACUCACAACUCUCCCCAUCCUCGUUUCCUCAUCCUAUGGUGGCUCAUCACGCUGGCUUCAUCCCACCACCGCCGUCUUUUCUACAUCAUCAGCAUCAGCAGCAUCCAAGAGCUCCUUCAGAAAAGCGGAGAGGCGCUCGAACUCCGUUCUCCGAUUCUCAGCUUUACGCGUUGAGAACCAGAUUUGAGCAGUGCGACACAAUAAAGGUUGACGAGCGACGGAAGUUGGGAGCAGUCAUCGGACUUUCGCCCGAGCAGAUCAAGAUUUGGUUUCAGAAUCGGAGAUUCAAGUUGAGAAAGGAGAAAUACAAGCAGAUCAAGCAGGACGCUGUGCAGCAACAGAAAUCGGCGAAGGAGGAGGCGGAGGAGGACCAGAAGCAUGUUAUUUCUUGAUUUGUGUAGCUUUUUGUCACUUGUAUUAUUGUGUGCCCCCAAUAAACGAUGUUCGAUUGAAUUGAAGAAAAAAAA